Messenger RNA from Colletotrichum phormii, 1832 nucleotides. Its product is annotated as PIG-X. The record is from RefSeq and is a predicted model, not a curated record. Bases 210 to 1763 code for a protein of 517 amino acids. NCBI's taxonomy places the organism in Eukaryota, Fungi, Ascomycota, Sordariomycetes, Glomerellales, Glomerellaceae. Gene Ontology annotation, cellular component: glycosylphosphatidylinositol-mannosyltransferase I complex; endoplasmic reticulum membrane. Gene Ontology annotation, biological process: GPI anchor biosynthetic process. The transcript has 3 exons. Gene Ontology annotation, molecular function: mannosyltransferase activity.
AUCGAUGCCAACGGACCCAUCCGAGCACACUGUUCACUCACUGAUCACACCAACCCAUUCACGUCACCGGAGAAUCCACCUUCAUUGACCUGACUUACCACCUUGCAUCCAGCUCAUUUACUCAUCCUCAAGUAACAUCCAGAGCGCUCACAUUGAACCGGAACUAAGUUGCCGAGUCUGCAGUUGUGUUGCGUAGGCCAUCACUCAAGAUGCGUCAGCGAAUCACCUUUAUUCAUAAGCCCAGUGACGGCGCGCCUCCGGAGUCUCUCGAGGUUAGCGAUGCCGGCGUAAAGGGACCUGAGCUCUUAUCCGUCCGGGAAGAUAGAGUAACCUUGGCCCUUGAGGAGCUCCCCUCUGAGCUAUCCCAGCUUCUGAGUGAGAGUCAUGAGUUGCACAUUAGAUGGGUCAGCCCGUUCGCCUACGACACUAUUGGCCCUUUGGCUUCGAGGUUAUCACCAGGUUUCCAUCUCUUUUAUACGCCAAAGAAGGAGGAGGUCAAGUGGGAUGCUACAAAACUAUGCGCAGCUCUCAAGGAGGCCUUUGGUGGCAGCAGUUGUACAUCGUCAGAGUCGUUCACAACCCUCCCCAACGACAGGUUCUCUCACUCCGCAGCGCUCCAAUACUACGAGCCCCUAGAGAGCCUCGCCGCCUUCAGCCAGUACACAGCCGAGAAGCUCUGCGCGGCAUCAGACACAAACUGCAAGUCUCGCGCUGAGGAUCUCAAGACAGCAGCAUCCUUUGACAUCUCCUACGACACAAUCUCGCACGCCCUCAAACUCACCGCACAGUGGCCCUACGGCAAACACCGCAUCGCCGUCGCCUCGACCUCGAACCACAGGACCGAAGUCGGCAUCCUCACAGCCGACUCCACCGCGAAGCCGGAGCCGCACGAGAUCGGCAUGGCAGGCGGCCUCACCGUCCUCGGCGAGCACAAGAAGCCCGCGCCCGUCCUCUUCAACGUGCCCGCCCGCCACCGGCUUCACUCGGACGUGGCGGGAGACGAGGCAUCGCAUAGUAGCACCACCAGUUCCUUCUCCGCAGCGUUCCUCGAACCAACGGGCCUGCACCCGACGCUGCAGCUGCGUUUCGGCUCGGCCGAGCCGCCGGUGGAAGACGCCUACUGCGCCGUCCACGCGCACCUCACGCUGCCAAAGACCAUUUUCGCGGACCGCUACCAGCUCGCGGACGGCCUAUUCCUCAAGUCCAAGAACCUGACCGCCCUGCGCUACGCCAGCUCGCCCGUCGACCUCGAGGCGCCCGCGUACGCCACGAAGCCGUGGGGCUCCGGUGUUUUGCUUGAGCUUGCGCCGCCUACAACAGAAAAGGGGAAGAAGAACCAGGACUGGACGGCGGAGAUUCCGCUCCACCUCCGCUACCUCGAACCCGCGGCGGGCGGAUACACCGAGGUAGAGGUGCCCUACCCGGCCGUCUUCUGGGCGUGCUCGUCAGAAGAGGGGACAAAGUUCCCGAGCAGCCCGUUCGAGAGGGUGAAUCUCGGGUACGACGCGUUAUUUGGGCCGAGGACGGUAUUUUGGCACGUGGAGCCGCGACCCGUUGUCGGAGGAGGAGACGGAGGUCGGCUCACGAGCACCGUACGCGUGCCGGUUCUCGAGGCCGGGCAGGCAGAGUGGGUUCGCGCCGGGACGGCGGCUGCGGUGGUGGUUGGAUUCGCGUGGGUCUUGUGGAGGCUUGUGGCGGCGUACUCCAAGACGGGGUAUGGAAGGCGCGGUGGGGCGUACGUUGGGGAGAAGAAGAAGCAGUAGUAUGAAUACACAUAUGAAAUAUACCACCACCACCACCUUGCCUUACUGCCUUACCUUGAGGGUAUAUAG